Messenger RNA from Corylus avellana, 1893 nucleotides. Its product is annotated as auxin transporter-like protein 2. Lineage: Eukaryota; Viridiplantae; Streptophyta; Magnoliopsida; Fagales; Betulaceae. The record is from RefSeq and is a predicted model, not a curated record.
CCCACCCUUCGAGAACCCUUCGUGUCUUUGUAUAUAUAUAUACACCCUCCUCCAAGACCCUCCUCCAUAUCUCCCCAUUUUGCAUUGAAUCCCACCAUCUCCAAUAACAGAGCCAAAGAAGAAAGAUAACAGAGGAGUGCAUGACAGACAUCAUGGCAUCUGAUAAGGUAGUGGAGACGGUGAUAGUGGGCAAUUAUGUUGAAAUGGAGACAGAAGGGAAGCCCAAGGAUGUCAAAACCAAGUUGUCUAAGUUCUUUUGGCAUGGGGGUUCCGCAUAUGAUGCUUGGUUUAGCUGUGCUUCAAACCAGGUGGCUCAAGUUCUGCUUACUCUGCCAUACUCAUUUUCCCAGCUGGGAAUGCUGUCUGGCAUACUCUUUCAGCUCUUCUACGGGUUGCUGGGGAGCUGGACUGCAUAUCUCAUUAGCGUGCUCUAUGUAGAAUACAGAACCAGAAAAGAAAGGGAAAAAGUUGAUUUCAGGAACCAUGUCAUCCAGUGGUUUGAGGUUCUUGAUGGGCUGCUUGGAAAGCACUGGAGGAACGUGGGCUUGGCAUUUAACUGCACUUUUCUUCUGUUUGGAUCUGUCAUUCAACUCAUAGCUUGUGCAAGCAACAUAUAUUACAUAAAUGAUAAUCUGGACAAGAGGACUUGGACCUACAUCUUCGGAGCUUGCUGUGCCACCACUGUCUUUAUUCCUUCCUUCCACAACUACAGAAUUUGGUCCUUUUUAGGCCUUGUCAUGACCACUUACACUGCUUGGUAUCUCACCAUUGCCUCCCUCCUCCACGGCCAGGUUGAGGGUGUUAAGCAUUCGGGUCCGUCCAAGCUGGUGCUAUAUUUCACAGGGGCCACAAACAUUCUCUACACAUUCGGGGGACAUGCUGUUACUGUGGAAAUCAUGCACGCAAUGUGGAAGCCUCAGAAGUUCAAGGCCAUAUACUUACUGGCUACCCUGUAUGUGCUCACACUGACACUUCCCUCUGCAUCAGCAGUAUAUUGGGCAUUUGGAGACUUGCUUCUCGACCACUCCAACGCUUUCUCUCUGCUCCCAAAAUCACCCUUCAGAGACAUGGCUGUCAUUUUAAUGCUCAUCCACCAGUUCAUAACAUUUGGGUUUGCAUGCACGCCCUUAUACUUUGUGUGGGAAAAAGCCAUAGGUAUGCAUGAGUGCAAGAGCCUCUGCAAGCGUGCGGCAGCAAGAUUGCCUGUGGUCGUCCCCAUAUGGUUCCUGGCCAUCAUCUUCCCAUUCUUUGGUCCCAUCAACUCCACCGUCGGAUCACUUCUCGUUAGCUUCACUGUCUACAUCAUCCCCGCUCUGGCCCACAUCUUCACCUUCAAAUCUGCGGCUGCACGAGAGAAUGCAGUGGAUCGGCCACCAAAGUUCGUGGGGAGAUGGGUGGGGGCGUAUACGAUCAAUGUGUUUGUGGUGGUUUGGGUGUUUGUUGUUGGCUUUGGAUUCGGUGGGUGGGCUAGCGUGACAAAUUUCGUACGCCAGAUUGACACAUUUGGGCUCUUCACAAAGUGUUACCAAUGCCCUCCGCCGCUACCGCCGCCACCUCACCUACUGAAUGCCACGGCGCCGCCUCCGCUCCACCACCCCGGCCACCAUCACAGCCCUUGAUUAGUCCACGUACACCCACUUGUGCUGCUGAUCAGUUACCUCCAAUGGCUUCACAUAUCAGAAUCACUAGCUACCUAAACGCCAUGGCCCAUGAUGAUCAUGUUAUGUCAUUGCAUCUUUUGCUUAAUUAGAAAAUAGACAGAGGAGAUAAAUGCAUUUGGCCAAUAGCCAUUUCCAUCCAUAAAAAAGCACAGAUCUUGUUCUGCUUCCUGUAACUUUCUCUGUCUCUUUUAUUUAGUUUAGGGUCUCUGUUAUUUCAAAAAAAAAAAAAAAA